This is a messenger RNA of Lineus longissimus, 2183 nucleotides long. RefSeq names its product centrosomal protein of 44 kDa-like. Gene Ontology annotation, cellular component: centrosome; spindle pole. The record is from RefSeq and is a predicted model, not a curated record. Bases 232 to 1725 code for a protein of 497 amino acids. The transcript has 11 exons. Lineage: Eukaryota; Metazoa; Nemertea; Pilidiophora; Heteronemertea; Lineidae.
GACAGCCUGGAUUUCUCCGGAUGUGAAAGAUCUUGUUCUCAGUGUUUAUUCGCAACGACGAUCACAACGAAUGUCGUUGUGUCGACGUCUUUCAUUAGCCAGUAUAAAUUUGGGUGAUAAAUUUGACCAAUUAGAACAGUCGUAGUAAAUAACGUUCGGUAGCGCGACAUUAGAGUUGGAAAUUUUUGGUUUUUUCACACUUUUUGGCUGAUUUUGGACCUUACUCUAAUAAUGGCUACUGGUGAUCUGAACAAUAAUGUCCGGAAGUUGCAGGGAAUGUUAAAGAAGAUAAAUUACGAAAAAGAUGCAGAUAUAAAAGGGCUAACACAGGGUCAGUCGAAUUCCUUCUUCCCAAUCUAUCAUUAUCUGUUCGUGAACUACAGCCAGCCGUUCUCACAGAAGAUUAUGGAAAUGAAUAUAGAACUUUAUGGCAAAACCGAUUUGCGAUUCAUUGAGUCUAUGUACAAGAUUUUACGAGAUAUGUUCCAUUACAAAUCACCAAUAACAAAGGAGCAGUUCUUUGCUGGCGGCUUCAUUGAGAAGAAGGUUAUUAUGUGCACAGACAUUAUGAGGCUCGUGUUCGAAAAGCAUCAAUCUUUGAAACCCAAGCAGGUCAAGGCAUUCAAAGUUCCAGGCCCAUUUGCGUACGGCAACACCAAGCCUGUGAAGAGUGGCAGUGCCAAUAGUUCAGUUGAUAGUACUUGUAGUAGCAGUAGAACUGAUUCCAAAGAGAAGAGAGCUGCCACCAAAAAGCCACAUGUCGUCAACGAACUCCGCAACCCAAAGAAUAAAUAUACCGCCAGCAAAUUUAAUGUGUCUGCUCCUCAUAUUCCAACUAAUUCGAAAUCCCAUUCCAUGCCCUCACCGAUCCAUAAGCACUCCAAAGACCUGUCGCACAGCUCUCCUAUCGUUAAAGGGGCUGACAAAUCAGUUCACUACCGCGUACCACAUGAGGAGGCCGCUGAACAGAGCCUGGAUCCUAUUGACAUCAUCGCCAUGACCCCUGGGGCCAGUUCUCAACCUGGUCCUGUACCGCGCUGCCGUUCAGUUCCUGAGAUGGUGCAGGUCGCAGACUCUAUGGCGAAGAACCUCACAGACCGGUUGGUGUCAGUGGAGUCCAAGCUGAGUGGCAUUGAACACGUCAUGGAACGCCUAGCGGUAUUUGAACCCCGUCUCAACACGAUAGAAAGGUCUGUCAACUAUCUUGAGGAGCGCAACGCAGAGACACCAAUUUUCACCCCUUCACAAUUGGAGAAUCUCCUGGCCAGGCUCACAAUUCUGGAGAAUAAGGUCGCCAUAAUGGAUUCCCAGUCGUCCAGGACUUCAGUUCCUAGUGCUCCGUCCCCUCGAACUGAAGGACACAUUGGUGCCAAAACCGGCUUGGCACAGGGGGUCUAUGAAGGGUCUCCAACUACACUGCCUCCACAUUCGCCGCCUGUGAGGGAUCCAUCCGAUGUCCUGUCUCCGAUUAGCGUCAUGGCGCGGGACAACGUAGGCCUGCCUGGUUCAGUCAUGUCGCCGGACCUGUCCCUCGUCUUGCGAGCAGAGGAGGAGGCCGGCACCAGGUCCAGCACCCCAGAGGAAAAGACGAAGAAGGAUGCGUCGCUGUCGAUUCAUUUCGUUGAUACUCCGACUUGCAACCAGGCUAAGCGAGUGUUUGAAAUGAUUCGAGAUACAGAGGGCCGUUUGUCCAAGGAUGAAAAUGAACCACCGGCAGACCAGUGAAUCCUGGUUUCGUGUGAAAAUGAAAAUGCAGACGUUGACUUCUAUCUGGUCAGUUUUGAUGAUUGGUUAAUCGGGGAUGAAUUCGAUAUUUGGAAUAUCAUGCAGUAAAUCAGAUAGACAAUUUCGUUAACCUGGUUACUUAGUUAAAUUUGUGAAAUAUUUCUAUGUCGGUGUUUUUAAAAAUAUAGUAUCAAAUGCUAACUAAAAAAUUCACAAAUAUUUCAACUCUUAUGCGUUUUUCCAGUUAAAAGCUUUAAGUUUUUCAACAAAGUGCGAUAUUUAGUUUACCACCUGUCAAAUAUGAGCAAAUUUGCCAACCUUUAGCUUUGCUUAUUUUACACAGUGUUAGCUUGAUGUGUAAGUUGGCUUUCUUAAAAGGUCUCAAGAUUAGCAUUGUUGAGUUUGAAUUUGUAUUUCAAGAGAAAGGCAUAGGAAAUAUGCCUGUGAUAAUGUAGGUU